AUGGAGUCUCUUGAUACGAAAAGUCUUCUGUUUGAGGAGAAACCUCUUCAUACUCCAUCGCUGGGUGAAUUACGGGACGCUUACAUUCUAGUGCUUGCGGUCGGUUUAAAGACUUGCUUCGCUACCGUAAACGUGGAGGUGGUAGAGUGUCCGGAUUUGAGCAAAGCUCCCUUCCAUCUCGCUGGAACUGGACUCAACGGUAGCCCAACAUUGGUCGAAAUCGGUGGACCUCCCUAUCUCCUGCCGACUGUCGACCGUACCAAACUCUACGAUGUCGUGUCCAUCUCCAAACGUGCGCUACACGAUGAUCAGAAAGCUUUCAUCGCUAUCGGUGCCGGUGCUGGUCCCUUCCCGCUGGUUAACUCCAACUGUGAAGGUAUGUUCAACCUGCGCUUCACACCACCCGGCACGGUUGUGAGUGAAAGUCACCUCGCAAUGGUAACCGCCGAUCGGGAAGUGGAAGUAAGAAAGAUCCCUAACACCGAGACACGCUGUGCACUGCUCGGCAAUCUACUCGUUGCCGAGGGAAACACUGGACCGGUACUAAAAGUAAGCUGCAAACGGCGCACCGGCAACAAAGACUUUAUUGCCAGCAUCCGUACCUGUCUGGAGGAUCGGUACGGUGAGCAAACUGUAGGGCUCGGUGGCGUUUUUCUGCUGCAAGCCGGCAAAGCCAAACAGCACGUUAUGUCCCCGUUCUCGGCCACACCCAUCCACACCGAGGAGCAGCUAAACGAGUGGCUCAACUUUUACGAUAUGCCGGCACCGCUCAUCAACCUUGGCACACUGGUCACGAACGAGUGCGAUCUCGAUCUGCGGCUGCAACACUUCCACAGCUUUUCCACGCACGGGCACGGUGGCCAUUAUCAUAUCGACACGACACCGGAGGUGGUCGAGUAUGAAGGAUACUUCGUGGCCGGCGAACGGAUCGUGCGUGUCGACAAACCGGUCCACACGCACAAGUUUGGACGGGAUUAG
Molecule: messenger RNA, 978 nt
Organism: Anopheles maculipalpis
Lineage: Eukaryota; Metazoa; Arthropoda; Insecta; Diptera; Culicidae
Product: ester hydrolase C11orf54 homolog
Exons: 3
Coding region: 1-978 (325 amino acids)
Cellular component (GO): nucleus
Molecular function (GO): hydrolase activity, acting on ester bonds; zinc ion binding
Source: RefSeq, a predicted model, not a curated record